Messenger RNA from Cooperia oncophora, 633 nucleotides. The record is from the annotation of a GenBank genome assembly. Lineage: Eukaryota; Metazoa; Nematoda; Chromadorea; Rhabditida; Trichostrongylidae.
AUGACAAGCCUGGACGAUUUAACCAAGCAAAUGCAAGACUUGCCCAAUUGGGGUAAGGCUGCAGUAGCUGGUGGCUUAGCUCUUCUCCUCUAUAUUCCGUAUCGUUGGUUGACUUCUGCGCCGAGAAAAAGUCCUGUCAAAGAGGACUGGAAGAGUGGAGUGGUCUACUUAUAUCAGUUUCCACGAACAAAGCUUCUACCGAGUCCAUCUGCUCCAUGUCUAAAAGUGGAAACAUGGCUUCGUAUGGCUGAAAUACCGUACGAGAACAUUUCUUGCCUCCUUUCACCACGUUCCAAGGAGGGACUUUGCCGUUCGUCGAGUUUGGAAGGCGUCGAAUAUCCGGAUUCAUCAUUCAUUAUUCGAGAUCUUACGCGUAUACUUGGGGUUAAGCUGGAAGAUCAUCUGAACGAUGAACAAAAGGCAAUCUCUCGUGCAUUUGAGGAACUCGCUCAUCACUCAUUGUUGGCCUCACAUAGACUGUUCAGAUUGGAGAACGUCUCACAGUUUGCCGAACUUCUUCCACCAACUCUCUUCGGUUUCUUUCAUCCGUUCAUUGUUUGGCUUGUGAAACGGAAUUAUGUCAAAUCCGUGAGUUAUGUCACUUCGUAUCUGAUAGAUCACAUGCAGAACUAA